UAAAAUAAUUUUAGUUUUUCAUGUAUAAAUACAAAUUAAUUUACUGUCGAAAUAUGGUUAUUUAAUACAAUUUAUAGUCUACGACAUAUAUUUUAAUGAUGCUUUACAUUUAAUAUUGUAAUAAUCUGUAUUUAUUUCAGUAUUUUUAAUGAGAACCAGAAAAACUUACUAUAAUAUUAGCAAUUAAAAUCAUAAAGUAAACCUAAUUAUGAUAAUAAAAAUCAUUAGAAUUUGUUAAUAUCUAUUUUUAGAAUAUAAUUUUUAAUUAAUAAUCCCAAAUAUCAUGAUUAUAAUUAAGAAUAAGAACACAUGACUAUAAUAUUAACCAUUAAAGUCAUAAACUAAAUAUAAGAUUAACUUAAUUAUGAUAUUAUCAGUACAAUAUGUUAAUAUCUAUUAAUUUAUAUAUUUAAUUAAAAACCUUAAAUAUCUUGAUAAAUAGAUAUACUUAAAUGAUAUUUUGAAAUGAAAUAAUAUGUAAUGCUCAUUCAAUCAAUUCCACAUAAAAGUCAACAAAAUUCAAAGAAGAUUAUUUCAUUACAAUUUUGAUUAUGAAUAAAUGGAAUGAAAUUUAUUCAAUUUUUCUUCAUAUUAUAUUCUUCUAACUUCAUUCCUUUUUAUUCUAAUGGAUUCUCGUUCUAUAAAUUGAAGGCCUCCAAGUUCUCAUUAGACACAACUCAAAACACAUGUUAUCUUCCUUGAGUUAUCUCUGAUCAUAUUAUAAUUAUCUCCUUAAGAGAGUUAUGGCAAUUUCAAAAGCUUUUAUUGCUUCUCUUCUCAUAUCUCUUCUUGUUCUCCAACUCGUCGAGGCAGACGUGGAAGUCUCAGACAGAAAGAAUGGGCCUUACGGCCCUAUGAUUGAUUGUGGAACUGCGUGUAUAGCACGGUGCAGGCUCUCAAGUAGACCGAACCUUUGCCACAGAGCGUGCGGGACUUGCUGCACCACGUGCAACUGUGUGCCACCAGGCACGCACGGAAACUACGACAAGUGCAAGUGCUACGCCGGCCUCACCACCCACGGUGGUCGCCACAAGUGCCCUUAAGACUAUUUCGUUUUGUUUGUCAGUAAUUGUCGGCAUUACAUCAUAUUAUGUGUGGUUCUAAUAUAUAUAUAUAUAUAAAACAAUUUUAACUCUAA
Brassica napus (rape) is the source of this 1138-nucleotide messenger RNA. Its product is annotated as gibberellin-regulated protein 1-like. The transcript is spliced from 3 exons. NCBI's taxonomy places the organism in Eukaryota, Viridiplantae, Streptophyta, Magnoliopsida, Brassicales, Brassicaceae. The record is from RefSeq and is a predicted model, not a curated record. Bases 744 to 1043 code for a protein of 99 amino acids.